Molecule: messenger RNA, 1323 nt
Organism: Prorocentrum cordatum
Lineage: Eukaryota; Dinophyceae; Prorocentrales; Prorocentraceae
Source: the annotation of a GenBank genome assembly
GGAACCUCAGACGCCCCCCCAAGAAGCACCCAAGAGGUGCCUCCAACAGGCCGUAGCCAUUUUGACUCAAGCUCAAGCGAAGGGCGGUCGCCAGCCGCCGCCGCGGGCGCGCAGCUGCCGUGGCACACGUUCGACAGACCCGCGCCGCGCACUGGCGAUCCUCCGGCCCGUCGGCGCUGCCCGCUAAUGCCAGCGGGCGUGCUGGGCGCCCCAAUGCCGUGGCAAGCUCGGUCGUUCGUCGUUCAGCUCCUCUGCUUCGUCGCCUGCGCACCGCCGGCGGCGGCCGCCUCGCCAGAGGACUGCACCGCGUGCGCCGCUGCUCCCGCGGAGGAGGACUGCUCCAGCAGCGCGUGCCGCGUGUCCCUGCUCCAGAGCCGGCGCGAGGUGACAUCGCCGAAGGCCUCGCAGAGCGCGGCUCUCGGCGCGAAGCUCUUUGCGAGGAAGCCGAAUAUCGUGCUCUUCUUGCCUGACGACAUGUACUUCAAAGACUAUUCCUCGUGGGAUCAGAAUGGAUUCGCUCCCGCGGUGCCGAGCCGCAUCCCGGUGACGUCCGAGCCCACCAAUAACGGCGGGGUCAUGCCGAACCUCGAGAAGAUAGCUCAGUUUGGUGCCACUUUCGCGAGAGCGUACACCGCCUCGCCGCUAUGUGCACCUUCGCGUUAUUCCAUUAUGACUGGGCGAUACCCGUCUCGAAGCUCCUAUGGCUUUGACAAAGUAAGCGAGUAUUUCCCUGGCAUCUCCGAAGGCUUUGUGGGUCAGUACAGUAUGUUGGGCCAGGGAUACAAGGAUCAGGUGAGCACAAUCGGCAUCGCUCUGCAAAGUCUAGGCUACGCUACCGGCAUGAUGGGCAAGUGGCACUUGACCCCAUCCGAGGAGGCAAAUUUCACCUCCCCGUACUCGGACCAGACAGCUCAUGUGAUGCGUUCAGGAUUCGAUUUUGUCGAUGGCCUGUAUAUCGCGAACAUGUGCGACUGCAGCCACCCUAUUUGCGAUACGUUCAAUCACAACUUGGAGUGGAUGUUGGACAGGGCAGUCUACUUCAUGGACGACGCGAUGACAAAAGGAAAGCCUUUUUUCUUUACUUUUCUCCGACCCCGCCGCACAAUCCGCCAGCAGAAGACUCGUUGCUUGGGCACUUCACCCCAUAUCAGACACCAGCUGGGACUUUGGCGAGCGCUCCUGACGUAUCCAAGUAUUGUUCAAGCUGCAGGCUCGCGAAACGGAAGGAGAUCUGGGAUAGCGUCGCCGAUAUCUCGAACAUGUCCGAGUAUGGGUCUUGCAGACACUUGUUGGCAGCCCUGCGCUGGAUCGACGAGUCGCUAG